AUGGCAACUGCAGAAGGAGGUCGAUUCGACUUUGAUGAUGGUGGCAGCUACGUGGGUGAGUGGUGCGAGAACCGAGCUCAUGGCUUUGGUAUCGCUACGGGCCCGGAUAAUCAGGGAGAGUACUCCGGCGAGUGGAACAUGGGCUUCGAGUCGAGGGGCGUCUAUGUGUGGCCCUCGGGUAACCUCUAUGCAGGAGGCUGGCUCAAGGGCAAGCGGCACGGAGAGGGAGUGCAAAUCAAGGGCCGAUGGAUUUAUCGGGGCGCUUUUACGUCUGGAUUCUAUGGACGCUAUGGAGUCAAGGAGUCUUUAACUACAUGUGCGCGGUAUGAGGGCAGUUGGCAUUUAAACCAGUUUGAUGGGUUCGGCGUGGAGACCAACUCAGAUGGAAUUGUAUCGGGAGUCAGUGGACAAGGGGUGCGAGCGCCUUGGUCUCUUCAUCCACCACCUCUUCCAGACAUUAAUGUGGAUGAGAGGACCUAA
Molecule: messenger RNA, 480 nt
Organism: Hydatigera taeniaeformis
Lineage: Eukaryota; Metazoa; Platyhelminthes; Cestoda; Cyclophyllidea; Taeniidae
Source: the annotation of a GenBank genome assembly